Rhinichthys klamathensis goyatoka is the source of this 499-nucleotide messenger RNA. It is a transcript of the gene phf5a, whose product is annotated as PHD finger protein 5A. Gene Ontology annotation, cellular component: U12-type spliceosomal complex; U2 snRNP; catalytic step 2 spliceosome. Gene Ontology annotation, biological process: mRNA splicing, via spliceosome. The coding region runs from base 92 to 424 and encodes 110 amino acids. The transcript is spliced from 4 exons. The record is from RefSeq and is a predicted model, not a curated record. NCBI's taxonomy places the organism in Eukaryota, Metazoa, Chordata, Actinopteri, Cypriniformes, Leuciscidae.
UUCAGUCCGAACAAUCAGAAGAAGGAAGUUCGAAGGUCAUCGUUGCAUCGCCGCUAGUAUCUCGCUAGCUGGCUACGUUCGUUCUUUUAUAAUGGCAAAACAUCACCCAGAUUUGAUUUUUUGCCGAAAACAGGCUGGAGUUGCCAUUGGGAGACUGUGUGAAAAAUGUGAUGGCAAAUGCGUUAUCUGUGACUCUUAUGUCAGGCCUUGCACACUAGUUCGUAUCUGUGAUGAAUGCAACUAUGGGUCUUACCAAGGGCGCUGUGUCAUCUGUGGAGGUCCUGGAGUUUCUGAUGCCUACUACUGCAAAGAGUGCACCAUCCAGGAGAAAGAUAGAGACGGCUGCCCCAAGAUCGUGAACCUCGGAAGCUCGAAGACUGACCUUUUCUAUGAGAGAAAAAAAUAUGGCUUCAAGAAGAGGUGAAGAAACAGGGAUUUUGUUUGUCGCAGUAGUGCAAGAGUUUUCCAUUUUGUUGAUACAAUAAAACGUUUUUUUUAA